AUGUGUCAAGGCGCAGAACAGUCAGUUGUCAAAGUAGUGUGGGUUAACCUUUUGGAAUUAACAUGUGUAUCGAAUUACAAAUGCUGCAAAAAGUGCAUGGUUCAGUAUAACCUCUUGGAAUUACCAUGUGUAUCGAAUUACAAAUGCUGUGGAAAGUGCGCGGUUCAGUAUAACCUCUUGGAAUUACCAUGUGUAUCAAGUUACAAAUGCUGCAAAAAGUGCACGGUUCAGUAUAGCCUCUUGCAAUUAACAUGUGUAUCAGAUUACAAAUGCUGCAAAAAAUGCACGGUUCAAUAUAGCUUCUUGAAGUAA
Molecule: messenger RNA, 312 nt
Organism: Phycomyces blakesleeanus NRRL 1555(-)
Lineage: Eukaryota; Fungi; Mucoromycota; Mucoromycetes; Mucorales; Phycomycetaceae
Exons: 2
Coding region: 1-312 (103 amino acids)
Source: RefSeq, a predicted model, not a curated record